Molecule: messenger RNA, 939 nt
Organism: Musa acuminata AAA Group (dessert banana)
Lineage: Eukaryota; Viridiplantae; Streptophyta; Magnoliopsida; Zingiberales; Musaceae
Exons: 1
Coding region: 179-622 (147 amino acids)
Source: RefSeq, a predicted model, not a curated record
GUCGACUCCAUCGCCACGGAGAUGAUUUCCUUAUGGGCCUCGCAAUGCCACCGGCGUUAGCAGCGGAGGUGAUCGCAGUGGGAGGAGGAGACGUAGCGUGAUUUCCUUUUUGUUUUUGGCUCUGUUCGCGGCUGUCUCGGACUGCACGGUGGUGGAAGAUAGAUAGGAUUUUCGAGUGAUGUCGGACGAUGUGCGGGGCGGCGAGGCGAGGCCGGAGGUGGUGUCGGCGGUGUGCGAGUGUUGCGGGCUGACGGAGGAGUGCACGCCGGCGUACGUCGAGGCGGUCCGGGGCCGGUUCAGCGGGCGGUGGGUGUGCGGCCUCUGCGGCGAGGCCGUGGAGGACGAGAUCGGCCGCGCGGGGCGGCGGAUGUCCACGGAGGAGGCGCUCGUCCGCCACACGAGCUUCUCCGAGAGCUUCCGCGCCGCGCGGCCACCCGUCAACACCGCCGAGCCCAUGAUCGCCGCCUUGCGGCAGCUCUUCCGCCGCAGCCUCGACUCGCCCCGGGCGACGCGGUCAACACCAACCAGCCCUCGCAGGGGGACGGUGAAGGACGACGGCAGCGACUCCACCCGCAGCUCACUCGCGCGGUCGAGCAGCUGCCUCUCUACUGCGGCCCGGUGAAGCCGAGAACAUGACGGUAAACGUCGAGCGAGUGACCACAACACAUGCAUCAAGAUUCGUGGUAAAACCAAAUAAAAGUGGCAAUUGUUUGGGAUUUAGUGUCUCCAUUUAGUUUUCCAACAAUUAAAUUGCUUAACAUGAAACAAGAAAGACAACAAAAAAAAAAUUUAUGAGAUAAUAGAAAUAUUUUUCCCUUAUUUUUUUUUCUCUUCAAAUCUCCUUGUAAAUUCUUACAUCCAAAUCAAAAUGCUCUCUCUGCGUGUAAAGAGGGAGGUCAACCUCCCUUUCAUGAAAUCUAAUAAUUUUGUUGGAUGAAA